Molecule: messenger RNA, 746 nt
Organism: Chelmon rostratus (copperband butterflyfish)
Lineage: Eukaryota; Metazoa; Chordata; Actinopteri; Chaetodontiformes; Chaetodontidae
Product: putative nuclease HARBI1
Exons: 2
Coding region: 92-625 (177 amino acids)
Source: RefSeq, a predicted model, not a curated record
UCCCCAUCACAGCUCCUUCACAUAAUGAAGCAGACUAUCAAAAUGUUAAAGACUGCAUCAUAGUUAAACAUCUGUCAUUCUCUGCACUGUCAUGAUCAUAUGUGAUGCUGGAUACAUUAUUUCCAAUGUGGAGGCCAAGUGGCCUGGGUCUCUUCAUGACUCAAGGAUUUAUCGCGAGUCUAACCUGAGCAACAGACUGCAACGUGGAGAGUUUGAUGGCCUUCUGCUGGGUGACAGGGGUUACCCAUGCCAACCCAGGCUGCUGACCCCUUACCCUGACCCUGAACCAGGCCCCAAACAGAACUUCAAUCGGGCUCACUGCAGGACGAGAGCCCGGGUGAAGAUUACCAUAGGCCUGCUGAAAGCCCGUUUCCAGUGCCUACGUCACCUGAGGGUGACCCCUGCGAGGGCCUGUGAUAUUAUUGUGGCUUGUGUUGGUCUUCAUAAUAUUGUUACUAUUAGAGGAGAGCAACAACCUGCCCUACAAAUGGACAACCCUGACGAUGACCCCUUCCACCUGCCAGCUAUGCAGGAUGGCAGAGCAGUCAGAGACACCAUAUGCCAUAAUCAUUUCCGAGAUGAAGUCACCAUCAUCACCACCACUACCACCACAGCAGUCAAAUAAAUCAAUAAUACACAUUUCAUUUGGUCUUUUUUAUUUCCUACAAAUACAAGAGCUUGUUUAGUUCAUGUUCGAAUUGUUAAUAUAAUUAACAUUGUUCACCAUGCAACUACCUCUAACUUGU